Sinocyclocheilus anshuiensis is the source of this 452-nucleotide messenger RNA. Its product is annotated as D-3-phosphoglycerate dehydrogenase-like. Gene Ontology annotation, molecular function: phosphoglycerate dehydrogenase activity; NAD binding. The record is from RefSeq and is a predicted model, not a curated record. Lineage: Eukaryota; Metazoa; Chordata; Actinopteri; Cypriniformes; Cyprinidae. The transcript has 3 exons. The annotation marks the transcript as partial.
GGCGGAGUUUAUGCGAGGAGAUUUUUAUUGAAAGAGCGCCACGGAACAUCAGUCAGUCAUUUGAGGAGAGUCGAAUCACUGAAUCAUCAGGAAGGAAUGGCUCCGGUAUCAGUCAAACGCGUUUUGAUCAGUGAAAGUGUCGAUCCAUGCUGCAAAACUAUUCUGCAGGAGAACGGCAUUGAAGUGACGGAGAAGCAGCAGAUGACUAAAGAAGAGUUGAUUGCAGAGAUUCAGAAUUAUGAUGGUUUAGUCGUCCGAUCAGCAACCAAAGUUACCUCUGAUGUCAUCAAUGCUGGCAGUAACUUGAAGAUCAUUGGACGCGCCGGAACAGGAGUUGACAACGUGGAUGUGGAUGCAGCAACCAAGAGAGGCAUUAUUGUCAUGAACACUCCGAGUGGAAACACAAUCAGUGCUGCUGAGCUCACCUGUGCUCUAUUGAUGAGCUUGUCAAG